This is a messenger RNA of Chlamydomonas reinhardtii, 1755 nucleotides long. RefSeq lists its product as uncharacterized. NCBI's taxonomy places the organism in Eukaryota, Viridiplantae, Chlorophyta, Chlorophyceae, Chlamydomonadales, Chlamydomonadaceae. The record is from RefSeq and is a predicted model, not a curated record. The coding region runs from base 54 to 359 and encodes 101 amino acids. The transcript is spliced from 3 exons. Gene Ontology annotation, biological process: iron-sulfur cluster assembly.
GCCGUUGCCAUAAUUUAUCCCAUAUACCUACCUUACAUUGCAAUUCACAGCAAAUGAGCGCUGCUGCUGAAGUCCGUUCGCUCUUCCGCGCGUUCCUUCGCGCGGGCAAGCAUUACCCCAAUUACAACAUUCGCGAGUAUAUCCAGCGACGCGCGCGUGAGGGUUUCCAUGACGCAGCAAAGCUAACGGAUCCGUCGGCGGUCAAGUCGCUGCUGGAGCUGGGCCGCCAGGAGCUGGAGGUGGUGAAGCGGCAGUCGCUGGUGUAUGGCCUCUACGGGCGAAAGUUCAAAAACGUCCUGGAGCUGGACCUGCCGCAGGUCCAGCCCGCAGGCAAGCCCCCCGCCGCCGCCAGCCUCUGAGCGUGAGCUAGCGGAGUGCUGGCUAGGGACGUGAGGCCGCCGCCGGCAGGGCCGCUCCUCGGUCCGCGCCGUCGGCCGCCGCCGCCGCCUGGGCCGGUGCAGCGGGCCUACAAGCCCCGGGCGGCUGCCGUACCUGCUUACCCGGGCGCGAGCCCGUCAGGCGGGGUUGGAGCUGAAGCCGGCGGCUGCGCAGAAGCUGGGAGCGGGGCGGCAGCAGGCAGCGGUGGAGCAUGGUUGAACGCAUGUCGCAUGCUGGUUAGCUCGUCUGAGAGUGAUGGGAGGGCUUACAGAAGCCUCUAGCUACAGAAGCCUCUAGGAGAGGUCAUGGCAAGCAGGUGGGGGGGGGGUUUGCAGCGUGGGUGGCGUACUGGCUGGCGGCCGGCGGGUGCCCUGCCGAUGAGGAGGCGGCUGACCCUGCUGGUGGGCCGGCUUACACAAGCAGCAACGCGAGGCUGGUGAUGGCCUCGGGUGAGGGCGGCGAGACCAGCGCGGCCCGCAUGGCAGCAGCUCCCGCGCCUCUGAGCCGGAUGGCAUCGGGAGGCUGGAGCGCCGCGCCUUGCCGGGCACUGUCAGGCACAGCGGAACACCGCAAGGCUCGUCACCGGUUGCGCGGACCGCCAGCUUGCUAAGGCUUGGGUUGUCGAUCAAGCUUAGAGAGAGGCGGGCUCUGCCGCGUGCCGGCCGCGCAGCAGCACGCAGGCUGUGCAGCGAUGGCUAACUGCCUGGCUAGGGGAUGGGGUUUUGGCCGCCGCCAGAAGUUGGAUUAGACUGGUCAACACAUGGUGUUUGGGUUACGGUGGCGCUGGCAUCGUUGUGAGUGUAUGGUUGAGCUUACUGACACGGAGUGGGCGGCAUGUUCGCGUAUACAUUCUAUAAGCAUGUGACUGGAGGGAGGGGCCGUGGGUGAUGCAAUGGCGGCUCGGGCGCUGCUGGAAGAAUGUGACACCCGGCAGGUACAGGUGGCUGCAGAGGUUUGGUUUGCGGUCAUGCAGAAGUGCGUUGCGGGCGUUAGGAAACGUAUAUGUAGACCUGCGUUGCGUGGGCUAAGGAUUUGGCUUGUUGUGGAGCACAGCAGCAGCGCAAGUUGCUGAACGCAGGACGCGUGGGCGGUGGGGCAACGGCGUGGCGUUGUACACGCAGGAGGGCACGGAACGCAGUGCACGUUUGAGCACCUGGGGAGGUUCGCCGCGUUCCCCGCCAUGUGUUUCAUGCCCUACGGAUAGAAACGUUGCUGAUUUAGGUGCUGACUUUCCGUGUGAAAGGUAGUGUCGGCACCGCUGAGCUGGGCACAAACUAUGGUUGGGAUGAAGGGGGGCAUGGGCCGCGGCAUUUCCCCGCCAUUUUGCCCAUGUUUUGUCAGUCCGUUUCGCCGCACUCCUUAAUACCGUCUAUGAAC